ACAUUUUUACGUGUAGCCUACGUCAACGUCCACUGACUGUCGGGUGACACAUAAACACAGAUUCUACCUUUUGCUACAAUCAACUUCCCCCCUCAGCUCAGUCCAACUCCAAGAGGCAUUAAGCCAGGAAAAUGGCAUUGAUCUCAAUUGAAGACCUUGCCGCAUUGGAUGAUGAACAGCUGGAUGAUGACAUCACAGACAGCUCUGAGCCAAUGGAUGAUGAGAAUCAAGACAGACUGCUUGCCCAUUGGCAGGCUGUGGGUCGGACCCACCAUGUGUCUGUUCCACGCGAAAUGACCGGACCCAUUGCUGAGAUGACCCGGAGGAACCAGGAGACUGAAAGGGAGCCGGUGCCCUUUUCUGUUAUAUCUAGACGUGAAAAGCUGGGAGAAGUGAUUGAGGAGAGGCUAUAUCCAGCAGGAAAGUGGGCAUGCAUCACCAAAUCAGAGAAAAUGUACGAACAAAGCAUCUCUCUCGCCUUCAUGCAACUCAUGCGUUUUAUCUGCAAGGAGAGCUCUGCUGGCAAGUACUUGGGCAUGACUGUACCUGUGCUGGCUGAGUUUCAGUUGUCAGAGAGCGGGACUGACUUUAUGAAGGAUGUGGUGACCGCUUACUACCUGCCUGGACAGUACCAGACCAACCCACCUCAGUCCAAUGACCCUGAAAUCACCAUUUCUCACAGAGAACCUAUGAGAGUUAUCACACGAGUGUUUUAUGGGACCACCACUGAGGAGACUGUACAGCGGCAAAUUCACCUUCUGUGGGAGUUGCUUGGGGAGGUGGAGAACGUCCAUCGCCACAUGUACAUGGUAGCAACCUACGAGAACCCAGGGGUUCCUGGACGCAGGAAUGAGAUCUGGUUUAUCAGUAGAGAUCAAUAAACUACAGAGACCCCUUCAGUUGUACUGCAAUCAUUUUGUGGACCCCACACAUUUAUAACUUGUCAUACAACGAGUACCCUUUCCUACUCUCUUCAGAGACCGCAUGAAUGCAUCAGGUGUGUGUUGGUUGGCAGGCGUGUUCAUUGCUUUGUAGUGUACAUAGUUACUGUGUGCUAAAUAUUUAUUUUAAUCAACAUCCCUCAAAGCACAAUCUAAUUGUAAGCCCAGUCCUUCUGUAAGAGCAUGAUUCUCUUUUAGCUGUGUCUGCUACAUGAUGCCUGCACUUUGGUAAUGUUUUUAUCUUUGUCCCAAUUCCUGGGAUGACUCAGUGGCUACGAGUAAUACUUCUGACAAACUAGACUGCAGCUAUUAUUAUUAUUAUUAUUAUUAUUAUUAUUAUUAUUAUUAUUAUUAUUAUUAUUCAUAUUGUUAUUAUUUACACACCUGAUAAUUGUCAUUUCCUCUCGUUGUCUGUCCAAGAACAUUUCUUACCAGUGUCCCCAACAGUAAGACAGUUGUUCUCCUUGUGGAAUUUUCCUCCUCUUUAUACCUAUAUUGUUUAAAAUUAGUAAACCUGGCACCGUCUCUACAGUUUGUCUCGACCAGUUGAAGGCCCUCUCAGACAAAACCACUUUUCAAUUGCAGACAGUAAGAGCGAUUGCCCAUUCUCACUUCACACUACACAGAUGGAGUUAUUGACAUUGACUGAUUGAAUAUCUAACUAAUGAUUGUUUUCACUAUACAAGAGAUACACUUGUGGUGGUUUUCCCAGUACUUUUCAACUAGUACAGUGUCUGUGACUGAAAAGUUUUGUGGUAAAUAACCGUGCUGGCCACUAGGUGGCAGAAUGGCCAUAACAAUAGACCUCUUCGCCUUAAUGGCAAAUGUACAUUUUUUUUAAAGAGCAAAAACUACUUUUUGAGCAGCCGAACCGAGAGUUAUCUGAGGGUUAUGUACAUUUCUUAUACAAAUGGGGGGUGGAAGGGGGGUUCUCAUAUCUUCUUCUUUGUGUCAUGUUGUGUUUACAGCAUUUGCAUUUUUGUAACAGUAGUUUUUUCCAUGUUGUAAUAGUGUUUUUAAAAUAAUAUGGUUCAGCGUGACACCCUUUUGCUAGGUUGCUUGUUUUUUUAAUGUUGCAUCUGCUGUUCAGUGAUUUUAUGGUUUAACUGACUUUGCAGGACAAUUACUGUACAACUAUUACAGCUUAAUGUAAAAUGUGGCAUUAUGCAAUGUACUAUUGAGAUAUGAAAUUGAAACAGAGAGCUGUUAAUAUUUUAUAUUUUUCUUUUGAGAAACAAUAAUAAAAGAAAAGCUCUUAUGAAA
Alosa alosa (allis shad) is the source of this 2204-nucleotide messenger RNA. It is a transcript of the gene soul4, whose product is annotated as heme-binding protein soul4. NCBI's taxonomy places the organism in Eukaryota, Metazoa, Chordata, Actinopteri, Clupeiformes, Clupeidae. The record is from RefSeq and is a predicted model, not a curated record. The transcript has 6 exons. The coding region runs from base 132 to 881 and encodes 249 amino acids.